GAAAAAAAUUUUAAGCAAAUGAUUUGACAAUGUUUAAAUUACCAAAAAAUGUUAGUCGCUAUGGAGCAUCAUAUUGUCGUUCCUUUAGUGACAACUAUGGCAUCUUACCGGAUAGUGCAAGAGUUGUUAUAGCAGGUUCAGGAGUUGUUGCUAAUUCAGUGGCUUAUCAUUUAACGAAGAAUGGAUGGAAAGACAUUUUAAUUCUUGAACAAAACACGCUGCAAUCUGGAACAUCUCAAUAUUGUACUGGGCUGAUUGGUUUGUUCAAACCUGAAGGCAUGAGAAGGGUGAUUCUAGAAAGUGUACGGACAUAUAUAGAACUAGAACAACAGGGAUAUGACGUUGGUUUGAGGCAAUGUGGUUCUAUUGCUGUUGCACAAACUCAAGAUCGGAUGAUCGCUUUAAAACGAAGAAUGAGUUAUAACAAACCCAACGGCUUAAAUUGCGAAUUCGUAACUCCAGAACAAAUCAAAGAAAUUCAUCCUUAUCUAAAUGUUGAUGAUUUAAGAGGAGGCAUUUAUGUGCCAGAAGAUUCUGUUGCUGAUCCUACUGCUUUAAGCAAUGCUUUAAUUGAUAUCGCAAAGAAAAGUGGCGUGAAAUAUCGAGAACAAUGUCAGGUGCAGUUAGUUCAAAUUGAUUCGAGAGAUAAAAUCGUAGGAGUUGAAACUAAUUCUGGAAUAGUGAAGUGUGAAUAUUUUGUGAAUUGUGCUGGAAUGUGGUCAAGAGAUUUAGGAUUGAAAUGCAAAAAACCAGUUAGGAUUCCAGCAUAUGCUGCUGAACAUUACUAUGCAAUUACUAGUGGGAUGGAACUUCCAAUUGAUAAAACUUUACCAUGCAUUCGCGAUUAUGAUUCUGCAAGUUACAAUCGUCAAUUCAACCGUGAAUUGUUGAUUGGUUGGUUUGAGCCUGAAGCUCGAUCUGCAUUCAUUGGAAAAGGAAAAGUGCCACAGAAUUGGAUGAAAAAUAUUCGAGAAGAUCUUCCACAUUUUGAUCGGCAUUGGGAUAUCGCUAUCCAACGUUUGCCAAGUCUUCAAAAUCAAUCGCCUUAUGUUUCAAACACACCCGACAGUUUCACUCCAGAUGGCCGCUGGAUUCUUGGAGAAUCUCCUGAAGUUGAAAAUUAUUAUGUUGCUGUUGGAACAAAUGGAAAUUCGAUUCAAGGUGCUGGAGGAAUUGGAAAAGCAGUCGCUGAAUGGAUGAUUGAGGGACGUCCGACACAAGAACUCUCUCCAUUUUCUAUUCAACGUUUCAUUGAUGUUCACAAUAACAGGCAAUUUUUAGAACAGCGUGUUAAGGAGGUUGUGGGAUAUCAUUAUUCAGUUCCUUAUCCGAACAAAGAAUAUAAAUAUGGUCGAAAAUUGAGAUGUUCUCCACUCUAUUCUGUCCUUGAACAACGAAGAGCAGUUUUUGGAACCGUCAUGGCAUAUGAGAGAGCUUUGUAUUUUGACACAACGCACAAAAGGGGGGGUCCACUUCCAAAGCUCACUUUCUCUUCUUUCUUCAAGCCAAAGUUCUUUGAGUUUCUUCAAAAUGAAUAUCAUGCAUGUCGUGACACUGUCGGUGUGAUUGACAUUUCUUCUUUUUCGAAAAUUAAAAUAAAAUCUUCAAACACUGAAGAUGUUGUAUCUUAUCUUCAGAGAGUUUGUUGUAAUGAUGUUGAUAUCCCCAUUGGAACGUGUAUAAAAACUGGAAUGUUGAAUAGAAAUGGCGGUUAUGAAAAUGAAUGUAUCAUCAUUCGUUUGACUGACAAUAGUUUCUUCAUGGUAUCACCAUCAAGUCAACAAACGCGCAUUUAUGAAUGGAUGGAAAACCAUUUGCCAUCUACGAGUUCUUCGAUUAAACUUUCAGAUCAAACAUCAAUGUAUACGGUGAUUAAUGUUAUUGGUCCGAAGUCUUUGAUGUUGAUGUCAGAGUUGUCAAAUUCUGAUGUUGAUAUUCCACCGUUUCGAUAUAAAAAAGUAAAUGUUGGAUAUGCCAGUGAUGUCAUGUUAAUGUCUUAUACGCAUACAGGCGAACCUGGUUAUUGCCUUUAUGUACCCAGUGAAUAUGCUUUGCAUCUUUAUGAAGAAAUUAUGAAACUUGGAAUUGAUUAUGGUGCUAAAGAUUGCGGAACAAUGACUCAAAAAUUUAUGAGAAUUGAACGAUUUAUUCCUUUAAUGGGAGAUGAAUUGAAUUCGUUUGUAACGCCUCUUGAAGCCGGUCUUGAAAAUCAUGUGAAUUUUGACAAAGUCAAUUUCAUUGGAAAAGCUGCUUUAAUGAAACAGAAGCAAGACGGGAUUAGGAAACGUCUUGUGAUGCUUUUACUUGAAGAUCACAAUAUUGAUGAAAAUCUUUGGGCUUGGGGACGAGAACCUAUUUAUAGGAACGAUGAAUUUGUUGGAACUGUGACAAGUGCUGGUUAUGGAUUUACAAGUGACAAGAUUGUUUGUUUAGGUUUUAUACGCAAUUCCAGUGGCGGAAAUGUUUCAGACAAUUAUAUUAUGGACGAAAAUGCAAAGUAUCAUGUUGAUAUUGCUGGCAGACUGUUCACAGCAACGCCUUACACUACUGUACCGCUUUUCUUCGAGCAACAAGAGAAAGAACAUCGCACGGCUAGCUCAAGUUAUCGUCCGUCAAUUAUUUUUAAUGUCAAGAAACAACGUCAGUGAAUUCAAACCCUGACAACUAACAAAAGUGCUUAAAAUAUAAAAUAUUUCCUUUUUCUAUUAAUUAUCAUGAAAAGUUGUGUGAAAUCUUUGUGAGAAUUCUUGUUAAAUUUUUUAAAUAAAAUCAUGCUUGACUUUUGAAAUGA
Clunio marinus is the source of this 2791-nucleotide messenger RNA. The record is from the annotation of a GenBank genome assembly. Lineage: Eukaryota; Metazoa; Arthropoda; Insecta; Diptera; Chironomidae.